AUGGCAGACUCGGGCGACGAUGCUGCGGGCCCCGUGUCUGAGCCCCUCGAUCUAGUACGGCUUUCUCUGAACGAAGUAGUGUUCGUCAAACUUCGAGGCGACCGUGAAUUGAAGGGCCGCCUACACGCAUACGACAGCCACUGCAACUUGGUGCUUGGCGAGGUAGAGGAGACAAUUUACAUCAUCGACGACGAAGACGACAGCGAUGAUGCAAUCAAGACCCAGAAGAAGCAGUCAGACAUGCUCUUUGUGAGAGGUGACUCGGUAGUCCUCAUCUCACCCCAGCCAGCGUGA
Molecule: messenger RNA, 294 nt
Organism: Cyphellophora attinorum
Lineage: Eukaryota; Fungi; Ascomycota; Eurotiomycetes; Chaetothyriales; Cyphellophoraceae
Product: putative U6 snRNA-associated Sm-like protein LSm3
Exons: 4
Coding region: 1-294 (97 amino acids)
Biological process (GO): P-body assembly; mRNA splicing, via spliceosome
Cellular component (GO): U4/U6 x U5 tri-snRNP complex; precatalytic spliceosome; catalytic step 2 spliceosome
Molecular function (GO): RNA binding
Source: RefSeq, a predicted model, not a curated record